This is a messenger RNA of Triplophysa dalaica, 2809 nucleotides long. Its product is annotated as myotonin-protein kinase. Bases 527 to 2293 code for a protein of 588 amino acids. Gene Ontology annotation, molecular function: protein serine/threonine kinase activity; ATP binding. Gene Ontology annotation, cellular component: cytoplasm; cytoskeleton. Gene Ontology annotation, biological process: peptidyl-threonine phosphorylation; actomyosin structure organization. The record is from RefSeq and is a predicted model, not a curated record. The transcript is spliced from 15 exons. Lineage: Eukaryota; Metazoa; Chordata; Actinopteri; Cypriniformes; Nemacheilidae.
AAACACUGACGCUGGGAUGUGUUGAGAAGUGGUUUGUUCUGCAUUAGAAGAGUAAAGAGAAGUAUAGCAGAGCAGACUGAUAAACUCCUGUAGCUCUGAGUGACGUGACUUUGAUAUUACAGAAAAUUAAGAGCAGAAUCCAAACACAGAAGAGAGAGACACACCUAAAAAAACACAAAGAGCAGAAAGAGAGAGAGAGACGGUAGAUGAGACGGGAAGAGAGAGACACACACACACCAAAAAAGGGAUUGAGUUUGAGCUGUAAGUUCUGUUGGCAGGAGAAACACACAAACAGAAGAAUAAAGAGAGAGAGAAAGAGAGAGAGAGAGAGAGAGAGAGAGAGAGGAAGCGUGUGCUGUUGACAGUUCAUGGUUUGAGGAUACAGAGGUCACACACCGACACAAGUUCUACUGGAGGGUGUAAAGAGAGAUGGAUUAGCGUGUGUUUGGCGUGUAGAGGAGCAGUCGUGUUUCAGGAGUCUUGGAGCGGCAUUAUAGAUGAUUGAGAAGAUCUCUGGAACGCCGCCAUGUCUACGGGCCACGGGCCCAAAACACCCGCUCAACCCAGAGACACCCUGUCCUGUGAGCCCAUCCUGAAGGAUCCGCCGGCGGGUCACGUGACGAGUCCGGUCGGCCUGCAGACGCUGCUGGACCUGCUGGUGGGGGUUUACCAGGAGUUUCGAUCGUCCACUCCGGCGAGAGAGAAAUACAUCAGACGUUUCCUUCAGUGGGCUGAGCCUCUGGUGAGACAGGUGAAGAACACUCGCUUGAGUAGAGAUGAUUUUGAGAUCUUGAAGGUGAUCGGUAGAGGAACGUUCAGUGAGGUGGCUCUGGCGCGCAUGUGCAGCACUCAGCAGGUGUACGCACUGAAAAUCAUGAACAAGUGGGACAUGCUGAAACGUGGAGAGACGGCGUGUUAUCAGGAGGAGAGAGAGGUUCUGCUCAGAGGAGAUCGACGCUGGAUCACACAACUGCAUUACGCCUUUCAGGAUGACAAUUAUCUCUAUCUGGUGAUGGAUUAUUAUGUCGGUGGAGAUCUGCUGACGUUGCUCAGUAAGUUUGGAGAUGGUGUCCCAGAAGACAUGGCUCAGUUCUAUCUGGCUGAGAUGGUGAUGGCCAUCGACUCCGUCCACAGACUGGGUUACGUGCACAGAGACAUUAAACCUGAUAACAUCCUGCUGACUGCUGACGGUCACGUGAGGUUGGGUGAUUUUGGCUCGUGUCUUCAUCUGGAUGAUGAUGGGCUGAUUCACUCCUCGCUGGCUGUGGGCACUCCAGAUUAUCUGUCACCGGAGAUCCUGCGGGCGGUGGAGGGUGGAGGAGGGUACGGUGUGGAGUGUGACUGGUGGGCUCUGGGCGUCUGCGCAUACGAGAUGCUUUUCGGAACACCUCCUUUUUAUGCCGAGUCCAUUUCUGAGACCUAUGCCAAAAUAAUCCACUACAAGGAUUCUUUUGAAUGUCCCGCUGUGAGUUCAGAGGUGUCGUCUGAUGCGUGCUCGCUCAUCACGGCUCUGAUCUGUGAUCGCACUGAGAGACUGGGUUCACGAGGAUCUGGAGACUUUCAAAAACAUCCCUUCUUCAGCGGUCUGGACUGGACUUCUCUUCAUCUGCUUCCUGCACCGUAUCAUCCAGACGUCUCCAACGACACAGACACGUCUAACUUUGAUGUUCUGGAUGACGGUCUCAGUGAAACGGAGAGUUUGUGUGAUGUCAUGGACCGCGCUCCUGUCGGAGUUCAUCUGGCGUUUGUGGGUUACUCUUACACAGCCACCAGAGAGACGGGUGCGAUGGACCGCAGCGCUGACAUCAUGAUGGAGAUCGACAGACAUCGGCACAGAGACCGUCUGCACCUGCAGGACAAUCGGAAUCAGUCGUGGCAUCAGACAGACGCAGAAUCUGUUCCAGAACCCAACACAGAGCAGAUGAGCGGCGGGACACACACUGAAGAUCUGCAGAGGCGGUUACAGGCAGCUGAGCAGAGACACAGAGAGGUCGAGCAGCAGAUGAGCGGCUUACGACAUGAAAUCUACAGACUGACUGCUGACGAGAACAAAAAGCUGUGUGUGUGUUGGCCGGUGCGCUAUGAGCCUGUCCUCUGUUCAGACCCCAUGCAGGAUAGCUCAGUGACGCCCCCUGCCUGUCAUUACCCGCUAGUGACACCUCUACAUCGACACCUGCUGCUCUUCAAUCGGGUGUGGAGGCCUCAGGUGAGGAGUGAGUCGUAUCUGCUGGUGUGUGCUGAGGGGACAGAAGGGAUGCUGUGGACACGUCACUGUACCUCUGAACUCUCCUGAUGCUUCACAUCAACAACACACGCAGACACACUACACUUUACAACAGACACUGGACAAGAGAAAGACGUUCCUUACAUCACUCUACACUGAUGUGAUGUUCAGUUCAGUUUUACUUUUAAUGUUUGUCAUUCACAGCAGAAGCAGACAUGUUCAUGAUGUUCUGUGUGCUGACAGACUUCUCUCUGUUCUUCAUGAAGAAGUGUUUCUAUUCUGAGUGUUUCUAUGACUAUCAGACAGAAGAAGUGCUGACAGUAGAUUCACAUGCAGCAUUUAACAGAUCCACUCUUUCAUCCCCACACGAGUAACCGCUGAACACUGAAUUGUGUUUCAUUACAGACAUGCAACACUGUUUGAGUGUGUGAAACACUGACACAGUACUACACACAUUAUGCCAUUAUUUAUCAAAGCUUGUGUUUUAUUUUGUACAAAACAAAAGAAAAUGAAAUUGUAUUAUAUACUAAAAAAAGAUGUAAUUUGAGUAAAGAAGUUUAAAAUAAAGUUGAGUUAUUUAUUUUA